Phaedon cochleariae (mustard beetle) is the source of this 1190-nucleotide messenger RNA. The record is from the annotation of a GenBank genome assembly. NCBI's taxonomy places the organism in Eukaryota, Metazoa, Arthropoda, Insecta, Coleoptera, Chrysomelidae.
AGUACUUUCUUCGGUGCUCUUUUAGUACAUUUCAAGUUGCCGGUCUGGCAACGCUGAAUUGAUUGCACGUCGUAUUUCAUAUUUGUUUAUGUUUCUGAUAUCGGUGAAACUUUUUUUCGAAUAAAAUAUGGUUGUUGACAAAAGCUCACUGACUGGAAACGUCCUAGAACAAUUCGUGAUCUUGGCGAAAAGUGCCAAAGGGGCAGCAUGCACCGAACUGAUAAAGCAAGUCUUGGAAGCCCCCGGAGUGUACGUUUUCGGAGAACUACUGGACAUGCCUAGCUUGCAGGAACUGGCCAACACUGCUGAUAAAAAAUACCUGAACACUCUAGAAUUAUUCUCCUUUGGAACGUAUAAAGAUUACUUAGCAAAUCAGAAGGACUUGUUGGAGUUGUCACCUGCUCAAAGAAAGAAACUACAGCACCUCACCAUUGUAACUUUAGCUACAAAAUCCAAGUGUAUACCCUAUAAUACUCUGCUAGUAGAACUGGAUAUAAAGAAUGUAAGAGACUUAGAAGAUCUCAUCAUUGAAGCUAUCUAUGCUGAUAUAAUUCAUGGAAAAUUAGACCAAAAAAACAGCCAGCUGGAAGUUGAUUAUGCCAUAGGUAGGGAUAUCCGUGCUGAAGAUAUCAAUGUGAUAGUUAACUGCCUUCAAGACUGGUGUUCUUCUUGUGAAGGGGUCCUCAGUUGUGUGGAAAGCCAGAUUCAUAGGGCCAAUAUGGAAAAAACUAGGUCUAUGCAAAGAAAAUCUGAUAUAGAGAAUGAAAUUGUCAAUAUCAAGAAGACAUUGAAGACCCAAUUGCAAGAGAGGUCAGAUGGGACUGAUGAAGUGAUGGCUACUGAUACUAGGGAAGCAGCAUCUUCUGGGGACAAGGGAAAGAAGUCUCAGAAGAUGAAGGGGUUGAAGAUCUUGCGUUAACUCUGGAUGAUUUGUAUUAAGUUGUUCAGGCUUGAUGCUGAUUCUCUUGUUGAAAAACUUUAACUUGAGUGAAUAGUAAAUUGCAUGUUUUGUCACAACAAAAAUUGUACCUAUUCACCCAUUGGAAAAUGUUCAUCUUGUUAAUAUAAUGGAAUAUGAUUUAAUGUUUAAAAAAACAGAGAUAUCUGUAGACAUUUGAGUUGUAUUGCUGAGAAAUCAAAUUUCCUCUCCUUACUAUGUUUUUGAAAAAAUACAUUCAGCAGAAACUUAU